AGAACGUUCCCGAACCCCUCUCCCCCGCCCCGUUCCCAAGCAAUCCGCCGCUCCAGAACCUUCCGAGGACACCGCGCUCCUUCUCGAACCUUCCCCUCGUCCCCAAUAUAUACCGCACCACGAAAUCCUCCAUUCUCAUCCCCAUCACAACUCGAAUUCGCAAACGAGCAAACAAAACAACACCGACUCCAAGAAAAGCUUGAGACAUCAACGGCAAUGGCGUCCCGCCGGUUCUUCGCCUACGACCCCUACGACUACUACUACACCACCCCGUACCACUACCCCUACCCGUACCACCAGCAGCAGGCCGCCCCAGCCCACAGAUGCAGCGGCUUCUUCCCGGUCGCCGCGGACGCCGAGCCCGCGGCGGUGAGGAGGGCGGCGGCCGUGGACACUGCGCCCAGGGCGAGGUCGGUCUUGAUCCCCGUUCAUUUCGUCGGGUCCGACCCGGAGGCGAUGCCGGAGAGGAAGGCGGCUGCGCUGCGCGCGGAGCCGGUGGCCAGGACGGCGGUCGUGCCUGUGAAUGUGAAGCGGGCGCCGUCGGCGGAGGAGGCCGCGGUGCGGGUGCAGGCGGCGGCGCGCGGGUUCAUGGCGCGGAGGUCGGUGCGGGCGGUGCGCGAGGUGGAGCGGGAGGCGGAGAAGGUCGGGCGGAAGGUCGCACGCGAGGCGGAGGCGCUGCGCGGGGACGCGAGGGCGCGGGUCGCCGUCGGGGAGGCGCUGAUGAGGCUGCUGCUCCGGCUCGACGCGGUGCGCGGCGCGCGGGAGUACCGGCGGAGGGUCACCAGGCGGGUGCUCGCGCUGCAGGACGCCGUCGACGCCCUCGAGCCCAAGACGGCGACGGCGCCGGCAGCCGACGCGGUGGCGGAGGAGAUGACCGAGGCCGAGGACGACACCGCGGCCGUUGAGAUUGCGGAGGAGAGCGCCGUGGUCCCGAGGCUGCCGGACGCCGUGGACCACGUUGCUGAGAACAACGCGAAGGCGGCGGCUGAGACGGCCGACGGGAUGGAGGUGGAUGGAGAAAUCGCCGGCGGCGAGCCGGAAAAGAACAGAGUGGAGAGGGAACCGGCUCCGCGCGACGCCAAUCUUCUUGAUGUCGACGACAAGCCGGAUGAAUGUGAGAAUAUGGUGGCAGACGAGCCGGCGCCUGCCGCGGCGGGUUCGCCGCGCGAAGCGCCGACGCAACAAGAAGCGGCGCCGGGGAAGGAGAUCCGGACGGCGGCGGAGACCGGCGGCCCGGACGCGAAGAGGCUGAUGGAGAUGGUGGCGGCGCUGUGCGAGCGGAGCGCGCAGCAGUGCGCGGUGAUCGGGGCGCUGGCGGAGCGCGUGGACGCGCUGGAGCGGGCCGUGCGGCGGGUGGAGGACGCCGAGCGCCGGCGGCGUCGGGCCAAGAAGCUCCGAAAGGAGGGCAAAGGGAGCAACCGCAGCAAGUGCUACGCCGAUGGAGGAUUAUGACUGAUGAAGCACGCCAUUGACAAGGAUAACACCAAUUCUGUAAUUCAGCGCUGCUCUUACCAAACGCGGUGGCUCUGGCUACUGGCUUGAUUGUUUCAUUCGAUUUGUUCCUUGUACUGGUAUAUCUGCGGUAAUUGAGGAUUAAAAUUUUGGUUGCACAA
Panicum virgatum (switchgrass) is the source of this 1613-nucleotide messenger RNA. RefSeq names its product cilia- and flagella-associated protein 91-like. The transcript has a single exon. The record is from RefSeq and is a predicted model, not a curated record. Gene Ontology annotation, cellular component: plasmodesma. The coding region runs from base 217 to 1452 and encodes 411 amino acids. Gene Ontology annotation, biological process: protein folding. Gene Ontology annotation, molecular function: protein-folding chaperone binding. Lineage: Eukaryota; Viridiplantae; Streptophyta; Magnoliopsida; Poales; Poaceae.